Rhopalosiphum maidis (corn leaf aphid) is the source of this 2206-nucleotide messenger RNA. RefSeq names its product innexin inx7 (gene Inx7). Bases 170 to 1342 code for a protein of 390 amino acids. Lineage: Eukaryota; Metazoa; Arthropoda; Insecta; Hemiptera; Aphididae. The transcript has a single exon. Gene Ontology annotation, cellular component: gap junction; plasma membrane. The record is from RefSeq and is a predicted model, not a curated record. Gene Ontology annotation, biological process: phototransduction. Gene Ontology annotation, molecular function: gap junction channel activity.
GCCAGUCGUAGUGUUACGCGCGCGACAGCCCAUACGCGUGUUUUGUGUAUUAUUCUUGUUGUUGUUUUCUCGUGCCGGUGCGUGCGGCCGCGCUAUCGAACGUUUCACGUUUUAUCGCGUUCUCUGUGCUCGGCAGGCGGACGGAACCAGUUCGUAGCCCAAUCUCGCCAUGAUCGGCGUGUUCAGCACGGUCGUCAGCCAGUCCCGGCUCACCCGGAUCAGGCUGGUGACCAUCGACAACCCGGCGUUCCGUGUCCACUACCGCAUAACGUUCGCCAUACUGUUGGCGUGCACUACGCUGGUGUGCAGCCGUCAGUACAUCGGCGAGCACAUCCGGUGCAUCGCCACCGGCGUGCCCAACAAUGUCGUCAACACGUACUGCUUCUUCACCGCCACUUACACGGUGCCCGACACCAACCACUCGGCGCACCCGGGCGUCGGCCCCGUCCACUGGGACUCGCGCACCGUCCGCCACUCGUACUAUCAGUGGGUGCCGUUCGUGUUGUUCGGACAGGCGCUGCUGUUCUACCUGCCUCAUCUCGUGUGGCGUUCGUACGAGGCGGGAACCAUCAGGCUGCUCGUCAACGGGUUGCAACGGCUGUACCUAAAGGUGGACGGCGACCAGGACGUGGCCGUGCCCGGUGCCAGGACCAUACCGUCGGAGGCGACCAGGUGGGCCAAAAUGCGGGAGGUCAUGAACCACCUUGACACGGUCACCCGGUUCCGGUUGAAUCGCAACUGGGCCGCGGUGCUCAUCGGGUGCGAGGUGCUCAACCUGGUCAACGUCGUAUUCCAGAUGAAGCUCAUGGACAAAUUCCUGGGCGGCCAGUUCUACGGUUACGGACUGCACGCGUUCGACGACGACAACGGCGACAGGCUGUUCGACCGGGUUUUCCCCAAGAUGACCAAGUGUGACUUCCACAAGUUCGGUCCGUCCGGCACCAUGCAGACGCACGACGCCAUGUGCGUGAUGGCUCUCAACAUCAUCAACGAGAAGAUCUACGCCGUCCUGUGGUUCUGGUUCGUGCUCGUCCUGCUGCCCGUCAGCGUGGCCGCACUCGUGUGGCGCGGCGUCCAGUAUGCGCUCCACUCGCGCGAGUCGUUCAACCGACUAAUGCUGCGCGAGUCGUCUCCGGGCGCUCGUCUCGACCCCGUCGACCUGGCCGUCAUCGCUAGGCAGACCACGUACUCCGACUGGCUGUUCAUGUACUACCUGUCCGGCAACAUGGACGGCGCCGUCUUCCGGGACCUGUUGCACAGCUACGCCACCGGACUCCGGAAGGAACCGGGUUUGCAGGAUAGCGAUGACGACGACACAGCGCCGCUGGGCAAGGCCAUCUGAUCGACGCCACUGCCAUGUCAACGCCGCUUCCGCUACGCGCACGACGAUCAUAUUUUAUAAUUCAAUACAAUACUAUUAAUGUAUAUUGUAAUAUGUAAAACUUAGUCCUGCAAAGGCGUCCCUCAUACCGUUUUCUCAAAGAACCGAUCGUGUGCGCGUGCGCGUCCCGCGUACGUUUUUCCAUUCCGCCCUUCCCCACCCCCUUCGACCGCAAUUUGUGGUUAGCCUACAUUUUUCACUGUCAUUCUGAAUCCACCACCCCACAACCCAUCAUCCCUCCACAAUUCCAGCUGUAAUCCUUCGAGGACAAAUUGUAUUAAUUAAUAGAAUUUUUUUAUUAUUUGUAAUGUUACGAUGUUACUCGAGUUCGUCUGACCCGACAAUUUUCAAUUUUUUUUUUUUUUGUACGUUUGUAAUUUCAUUCCGAAUACGUGCGUUCCGAGUCCAAAAUUAAACCAAUAAAAAGUCAAUGUCGCGUGCGCAUGUGUACGGUACAACAAUAGUCGGAGAAAAAAUAUAGUAAAAUAAUAAUGGCAAUUAAAUUUUUAUCAUUCGUGUACUUAAUUUAUGUAAUAGACGACCGAUUUGAGGUACACAGGUACACGUUUCGAAGGUCGUCGUUACACAUAUUAUAAUAUAUUUAUAGUUUAUACGCGCGUGUUAUGAUGCAUAUAUAUUAUUAUUAUUAUUAUAUUUGUACGAUUAUAACAUAAAAUGGACUUUAUUCUUAUGAUGAUAACUUGUAUAUAAUAUAUGUAAAACUCUGUACGUCUCACUAUUAUUAUUAUUUUUUUCUAAUAUUUUUAAGUACAUAAAUUUUAUUAUAAUAUAUUUUAGUUAAACGAAAUUAAAGAAAAAUUAUAU